Molecule: messenger RNA, 2459 nt
Organism: Sebastes umbrosus (honeycomb rockfish)
Lineage: Eukaryota; Metazoa; Chordata; Actinopteri; Perciformes; Sebastidae
Product: cephalotoxin-like protein
Source: RefSeq, a predicted model, not a curated record
AUAGUGUAGCCACUAAUGGGUUACAAUACAAAUGAUUAAAGCUUAUAAACUAAGACUAUAACAUAAAACAAUGUAAAAAUCAAGGAUUAAUAACUAUCAUAACUAUCAUACCAUAAAUACCAGUAACUGUUGCUGAUGCAUGUGUUUAGCUGCUGAUUCACUUAUUUGUAUGUCAGAAUAAUAAUAAUAACUCUUCUUAUGGCACCUUUCAAUAACAGGUAACAAAGUGCUCCACAAAAUUUAGCUGACGACAGAUGUAAAUAAAUAAUUGAGAUUAAAAUAAGAAGCGGAUACAAUCCCCAAAUGUUUUUAGGGGAGAUUUAAAUGAAGAUAAAGAAAACAACUUUAUAACUUUAAUAACUGCAGCCACUGAGACUGGAUAUGACCUGGAUCUAAAAAUUAAUGUUGCACAACCUCAGAAGGUUUCCGUAAAUGAAGGUUGUGAAAGUGUUGCCGGUAAGAGUGAAACACUGCGGGGACGUUGGCUUUUUCAACAAACCAAAGUACCACUUUAAGUGCCAAAAUCAAUAACUGUUCACAUGUUGUGUCUUUAUUAACCAGCAGCCUGAAACAGAGAGUUUAUUUCAGCUUCUGAUUCCUGCAGCAACUACUGAAAACAGUCAUGGAGUUCCCUCGGCUGUCUGGCUCGAUGCUGUUGGCUUCAGUGAUCCUUCUUCUCUACUGGACGACCUCUUCAGCUCGGUCACAUGACCCCACCUCCUCUGACCUCUCACCCCCCUACAGGGUGAAGAGAGACCUGGAUUUUGAGACCAGAGAGAAAGUGGACGCGUCUUUGUCAGGAGCAAAAGACAUCCUCGAAUUAAUCAAUGAAAGGAUUGGAAACACUGACAUCAAGACGUUGUCAGGUGUGAUGAAGGGUCUGGAAAAGGUCGCCAGCUUGGCGCCCCUCAUCGGAGGUCUGGUCUCUCCUAUUGCCACUGUGAUCUUGGCCUUCAUCCCUCAGGUUGACCCGGUGUUUGACGAGGUGAAGCGAGGCUUUGCUGAAGUGAACAGGAAGCUGGACUCACUCUCCACCCAGAUCUCCGACCUGGCAACAGACGUGCAAUGGUUCAACUACGCCAGCGUCUACUCUCAAGACGAGGUCCGCAUCUUCAACGCCUGGAAUAAGUUCACUGAGCUUCGUGACAACAAUGCGUCGAUAACAAGUGAAGAUGAUAAACUCAGACUGGCCGAGAUAUUCACCAAAUACUAUGAGAACACAGCAACUGAGGCCAGUGUGGACAUCUACCGUUACCUGACGGUCGGCAACACGUCUCUCAGUGGAAACCUCAACAAGCUGCUGCAGAAGAAGUUUAAAUGUGAAAUCAGAGAGAUCGGCAAAUAUAACCUCCAUUUCAGUAUUUUGCUAUGGAAGGGGAUGUUGCUCAACCAGUUCUACUGGAAUCUGGUCGGUUCUAUUAUUAGACAAAGACGUCGAACACGCAAGAUGUUCAAGAACGUCUACACAAUUCAGAUAUCAGCACUGCAGGACUGCCUGGACAACUAUGAGAAGUACAUGAGGCACGACGUGGAGGAGAUCAGCAAAGCACUCAGUCCUGACGACCAGAAAGCCGUCGCUGAUCGGGUGAAAGAGACUCUGGAUAGCAAGUACUUCUGGUACAACUGGGUGGUGUUUGUGUACACUUUAGAUGAAGCUAACAACCACGAGUUUCAUAACAUGAUCAAGAUCCCUGCCGGUACGUUCAUUGUCGCUGUGAGUUAUACUCAGAAAGCUGAGGAGGUAAAUACAGCAGAAGUCAAAUCGGCGCUGGAGUCUUGCUUCAUGAGUGCAUACCUGACUAUGGACCCCAUACCAGCAUCUCAGUCGACACGCCAUGUGAAACUUUCAGACAGAAAAUCGCAGAGUGCAGCAGAGACGUGGCCGGUGCUCCUUUAAGAGACAUCGUUAAAGUGAUGCACACCAGUUAUAAUGAGAACUUUGUUAAAGUCCCAGAAGCCAUGCAGACUUUCAAAUGUACGGUGAAGGGAUACUAUUACAAGACGCACGUCCAUUACUCCCGAUCCGUCUCCGCCUGCAGGGACGUCUCGAUUCUGUGUGAGAACGGAGGAACGUGCAAGCAGCUGCUGGACACCAACGAACACCUGUGUGAGUGUCCUUAUGGUUACAGUGGAGACCGAUGUGAGGUGACGAUGGAACCCAAGGACGUCCUGGAGAUCGUUAAAAAACUCCAAUGUGCCAAACAUCAUCACCAUAACGGCCAAACUGAAACUGAUGGAGGACAAACUGGAGGCCAUUCUCCUCGCGCUCAACAACAGGUGUCCUCCUCAGUAACAACAUGUGUCCUCCUCAGUAACAACAUGUGUCCUCCUCAGUAACAACAGGUGUCCUCCUCAAUAACAACGGGUGUCCUCCUCAGUAACAACGGGUGUCCUCCUCAGUAACAACGGGUGUCCUCCUCAGUAACAACGGGUGUCCUCCUCAGUAACAACGGGUGUCC